Messenger RNA from Etheostoma cragini (Arkansas darter), 738 nucleotides. RefSeq lists its product as uncharacterized. Bases 1 to 738 code for a protein of 245 amino acids. The transcript has 6 exons. Lineage: Eukaryota; Metazoa; Chordata; Actinopteri; Perciformes; Percidae. The record is from RefSeq and is a predicted model, not a curated record.
AUGAGGCGGAGCUCAGGUAAAAACCGAGGGGCAGAGCUGGAAAAGGACACAGAUCGGGUUUUGAGAGUGGGCAAGGAAGUUGAGAUUAUUGCAAAGUCGAGAGUUAUAAUGGGUGACAAGGUGGUCUGGAGAGGAAAAAUCAAUGAGUCUGAAGGAAGGGAGGAAAGGAUGGAGUCGGGGGAUGAUUCCCAGGUGGCCUCCUCCCCCCAAAAUGAAGAACAGAUGAACCAGCAGAUGGACAUGAAGAAGGAGGCAGAUAUGAAGAACAUGCAGAGGGAACUAGAUAAACUGAAAGAAAUCAUGUCAGAAGAAUGUUUUAAAUCUGCUCAACGUUUGGUGGAAAGCUGCAGCAACCAAACUCCUCCUAACUCGCAGGAUCUACACCAAAUAUUCACUUUUAUUUUGCAAAAAUCUGAUAAAGGACCGAAGAACUCAGAGAGAUCUGACGGUCCCGGUUACAAAGCAGAGACCUCUUCAUCUUCAUCUUCAUUAUCUUGCUGGGCUAAAGCCACAGUGAAGGUGUUCCAGGUCAACACUGGUAAGACCUGUGGUGCUGAUCAGAACAUACUGGAACAGGUGAAGAACGUGGGACUGACAUCCACAUGGAAGGUGGAGACCACUAGAAACCUGCAGGAGAGUGAUGUCAUCAUCGUCUUCUGUCCAAUCAUGUCUCGUGUUGGAUCAGAUUUGGAGGCCGCCAUGAGAGAGGACUCAGGUAAAAGAUUAAUGGUCAGAUGA